This is a messenger RNA of Exophiala viscosa, 1928 nucleotides long. Its product is annotated as maintenance of telomere capping protein 1. The transcript has 2 exons. Bases 202 to 1722 code for a protein of 506 amino acids. NCBI's taxonomy places the organism in Eukaryota, Fungi, Ascomycota, Eurotiomycetes, Chaetothyriales, Herpotrichiellaceae. The record is from RefSeq and is a predicted model, not a curated record.
GGCUGAGAGGGUUGGGGGCCUGGUCGACAUGGGUGAUUAGUCAUCAUGUGAGUGAGGUCCAUUGAAUGCCCCAGAGUCGCGCCAGGGGUGACAAUGACGGAUCUCUAGCCCGAUUCGACUUCAAUGUUGCCAUUCUCCAACCAUGUCGUAGGCUCGUAGCCUCUAUUCAAUUGUCAUAUUCCAGUCGUCAACAACUUCACCAUGGCCACGAAGAAAGCCGCACCCACAGAUGAUGAGCUACUGGCUCAGCUCGAUAACCUCAGCACCCAAGUCACCGCGCGCCCGCCGAAACCCUCUUCGCGAACUCCAAGACACGGACAGACUGCCCAGUCUUCGCAAUCCGAGCAGGACUUAUUGGCAGAACUCGGCAAUCUUGCUCAACGGCCUGCCAGUCGACCUAGCACACCUGCCCUCAAACCCACUCCUCAGUCUGCUGCCAAUCGAUCUCCCAUCCAUACCUCUGCUCCCACCCCUCCGCCUGGACGGACAAGCGAGGAGAAGUCAAGCAAUAAUGGUCAGCGGAAAUCUGGUGACAGUAUGCGUUCAUUCCAUCAAAGCUUCACGCCAGCAACAACAUCGACUGAAGACUCAGCAGAAGCCGAUCUACAACCUGAGCCUGCACCCGCAAAGAGCGGAGGCUGGUGGGGUGGCAUCCUGUCCACUGCCACUGCUGCAGUCUCCCAAGCUCAGGCGGCGGUCAAAGAGAUCCAAAAGAACGAGGAUGCACACAAAUGGGCAGACCAAGUCCGAGGAAAUGUAGGAAUACUCAGAGGCUUUGGCGACGAGCUCAGAUCUAUGGCUGUGCCGACAUUCCACAACAUCUUGCAGACGAUUGCACCGCCGAUCUCGUCCCAUGAGCGGCUACAGAUUCACAUUACUCAUGACCUCUCCAACUAUCCCACUUUAGACCCUCUCAUCUAUCAAGUCUUCAGCAGAGUCAUGGCGCAAGUAGAAGGAGGGGAUUUGAUGGUCGUCCAGAGAGGAAACGAAGCUGGUCCAAAGCGCGGUUCAAGCGAUGCUUCUCGCGACCUGGGUUCAUGGCAUGAUGGUCCAUGGUGGAGAAGUGGAGAAAGACGGAGCACCAACGCAAUCAGGGGCGCAACUGAAGGAAGCAAGCUUGUUAGAGCAUCUGCCGAAGGCUACGCGGAGGAAUAUUUCGCCAGCAGGGGCGGCGUUGAGCAAGCGGCUAAGCGAGCAACAGAAACGCUCUCGGACUCGAACCCUACCAGAGACAGUCAAAUCUUCCUCGCAGUCCAGGCAAUCUCACAGCCAGUGCCGAAAGAUAUGUUCGCCCAGGCGUCUGCCUCCGAGCAGGAAGGCCAGAUCAAGGAAGCUCCAUCCGACAAGGACGAAGAGGAAAUUGUAUUCGCUAUCUACCUGCACGACCCCAUUCACGGCAUUGCCUUUCAAGCAGUCUCUCAAGCUCUUCCGGCCCAGUGGAUCGAAUGGCUGGACGCUCCCAGUGGUGGAGAGGGUACCUUGCCUGAAAGUAUUGAAGAGAUUCUUGCUGGCGGUGGUAUUGACCCGCGGGAAUGGGUAAGCGAAUGGGUUGAGGAGACGCUCAGCCUCGUUGUCAGUGUGGUAGCCCAGAGGUACGUUGCCAGGCGGAUGGGCGUGGGUGAGAGUGGUGGCAGGAAAGGCAAAUUGAGGGCCGACCUGGGUCAAGAAGCCAUUACACAAAGCGGAGGGGGUGAAGCCGCUCGAGCACUGGGCGGGAUGUGAGAAGCGUGAAUGUGGAGUCGUCCGAACCUAGAUAUACCAGAUGUGCGUUGAUGGAGUUUUGGCCCCGAGUAUUUGGCGCAAGGCAGUGCCCUCUUUCCUGCGGCGCAGCUUUCUCCUGGUAGCAUAUUGCUGCACCUCAAUGUAACACAAUGUACUAUGCCCUUUUACAUCUUCCGGCGCAGCUCUUUUGAUAUGCCUCCCAUAAA